CGCGAUGACGUUGCAGUCUCUAGCGGACCCCGGAAGUGCAACUUGAACUUGAUCGGGGCGCGGAUUCCCGAGAGGGAAAGUCAUAACAACCGCACGAGGGAGUUCGACUGGCGAGCUGGAAGGCCACGCCUCCUCCCGCCUCCCCCCACAGCCCUGCAGCUGGGGGCAGAGUUCAGACUGUCUUCUGAAGAUUGAUGUCUAUUUCCUUGAGCUCUUUAAUUUUGUUGCCAAUUUGGAUAAGCAUGGCACAAAUCCAGCAGGGAGGUCCAGAUGAAAAAGAAAAGACAACAGCACUCAAAGAUUUAUUAUCUAGGAUAGAUUUGGAUGAACUAAUGAAAAAAGAUGAACCACCUCUUGAUUUUCCUGAUACACUGGAAGGAUUUGAAUAUGCUUUUAAUGAAAAGGGGCAGUUAAGACACAUAAAAACUGGGGAGCCGUUUGUUUUUAACUACCGGGAAGACUUGCACAGAUGGAACCAAAAAAGAUAUGAAGCACUAGGAGAGAUCAUCACAAAGUACGUAUAUGAGCUUCUGGAAAAGGAUUGUAAUUUGAAAAAAAUAUCUAUUCCAGUAGAUGCCACUGAAAGUGAACCAAAGAGUUUUAUCUUUAUGAGUGAGGAUGCUUUGACAAAUCCACAGAAACUGAUGGUUUUAAUUCAUGGUAGUGGUGUUGUCAGGGCAGGUCAGUGGGCUAGAAGGCUUAUUAUAAAUGAAGAUCUGGACAGCGGCACACAGAUCCCUUUUAUUAAGAGAGCUAUGGAUGAAGGAUAUGGAGUAAUAGUACUGAAUCCCAAUGAAAACUAUAUUGAAGUCGAAAAGCCAAAGAUACCUGUCCAAUCAUCUUCUGAUAGUUCAGAUGAACCAGCAGAAAAACGCGAAAGAAAAGAUAAAGUCUCUAAAGAAACAAAGAAGCGACGUGAUUUCUAUGAGAAGUAUCGUAACCCCCAAAGAGAAAAAGAAAUGAUGCAGUUAUAUAUCAGAGAAAAUGGCUCUCCUGAAGAACAUGCAGUCUAUGUGUGGGACCAUUUCAUAGCCCAGUCUGCAGCUGAGAAGGUAUUUUUUGUUGCUCACAGCUAUGGAGGACUUGCUUUUGUUGAACUGAUGAUUCAACGAGAAGCAGAUGUGAAAAGCAAGGUGACUGCCGUGGCGUUGACAGACUCUGUUCACAAUGUGUGGCAUCAAGAAGCUGGCAGAACGAUUCGAGAAUGGAUGCGAGAGAACUGUUGUAAUUGGGUCUCUAGCUCAGAACCAUUAGACACAUCAGUGGAGUCCAUGCUGCCUGACUGUCCCCGAGUCUCAGCAGGCAAAUUCUUUACCAGCUGAGCCACAAGGGAAGCCUAUGAUGGAAAGGAAAGAGCAUUAGCCAUGGAGCCAGACAGACCCAGAUCUGCAUUCUAUCCCUAGGUCAGAAAACUUGCAAGAAAAAUAACAUUUUUCCCUUACCAAUGAAUGACUUUAUGGGGUGAAGAAUUGCAGUAGUCACUUAUUUCUAUUUUAGGAGCACAAUAACUGUCCUCUCAUCAGUGAGAUCCAGAAGCGUUAUCUUAGGAAGAAAAUUUUGGAAAUUUUGAUAAAGAUAUGACUCUUACUUUCCCCAGAAAAAUUGAUAUGUGUGCCUAUUGAGAAAACCCUGUCACUUUCUGCUAAGCAUUGCCAGCCAGUAAUUUCAUCAAGCUAAUCUAACAGGACAGUCAAGUGACUUGCCUUUAAUUUGUUGUGAUUGUGUUAUAUUUAUGAAAAGCAGAGCUAAAACAGCUGAUAGCAAGUGUUUAGACAGUGAUUGUUUCAUAAAUAGUUUUAAGAACAUUGCUAAAUCUAAGUAGACACUGAGUAAGUUUGCUCACUGUGUGAAAUGUAAAUCAUUCUUUCUGUAAUCAUGUCAUUAAACACAUGCAAAUAUUAUAAAUGAUUACCUCAUUUCAAACAUAUUUUUAUGGCACCUGUCUGCUUGCUAAAUAUGUAUUGCCUUUGAGAUUUAAACAGAAGAGGUGGGAAAAGACUUACCAUAUAGGGAUUUAUUGUGUUGUUCUUUUCUCUCCUGAAAAGGCAAUCACAGCAACACCACAGGUAGAAAAGAAUGUUUUGCUGCUUCUGUGUCACAUCAUUAAAGUAGUGAAUCUAAAGCCAUAAAUUUUUGUCUUCUGGGCCAAGAAAUUUUAAGUAAAAUACUAACAAGAAUGUUACGCUUUUAAAUGAGAAAUGAAAGAAUCUUUAUCCUUUUUACUCGAGUUUCCCGAAAUGGCACGCUCCAUAAAAAAAUAUAUCAUUUUUAUUUUUGAACUGAGUUCCUUGCAUUAGUCAAUAAACAAUUUAUUUGGUGAAUAUUCUCUGUGCACAUAUAUACACCAUGUGAACAUUUAGGAAACAGAAGGUGCUUGAAUUUGUGAGAUUUAAAUAUUUUCUCACAGUUGAUCCAGUGAUACUGCAGUUGAAAUAAAACCACAUUUAAAUGAAAUAACACUUUCUACUAAAAAGCACAUAUACAUUUUCUGUCAUUGUUUUAAUGAGGACAGCAGUAGUCCCAGUUACUCAGUGGAAUAUCUUGUAUUAAACAUCGUUAGUAUGUUUGCCUCUGUGUGCAUUCUAAGACUCACUCACAGAGCUCUACCUGUCCUGACCACAAAUGUACAUGUACAUUAAAUUACAUUAUCUGACUACACAUAUUUUAUGCUGCCCAUACUCUUGCAAAUAUUAUUAAAUUUUGAAAGUAUAAACAAAGCAAUGUUGAUUUCUCAUUUGUUCUAAAAACAUGUGCAUGUACAUACUACUAAUAAUAUUCAUAUUUUAAGUACAUUAGAUAAAAUAUGAGCUAUGUAGAUCAGAGGUGCUAUACCAGAAUGUGAAAAGCAAAAGGAUAGCGCCAGCAAAGCAGCUUUGGGCAUCUUUCAGAAAUCCUUGCUGUGGAUUUCUGAACCAACUCCAACCCGAACCAACUCCUGUUUUCCCCUAGUUCCCUGCCCUCACAUUCUCAUAAGCAGCAGCAUUAUCCCCUGUACUCCCUCAGUGAUUAAACGUCUACUAAGCACCUGUUAGGGGCUAGGCACUGAGGGUCAGAAUGAGGCAAGGCACACAUAGGUUGGAUAGACGAAAGAGGUGAGAAAAACCCAGGAUCACCUCACCAGUGGCCAGGGUUAGAGGAAAGGAUAGAAGGAGGACCCACAGGAAGAAGCACUUGAGAACAGGAACACCUAGAGCUAAGGAAGACUUGACAGAUGACUAGGAGUUGUUAAGUGGAAGGCAUGAGAAGGGAGGAGAGACACCAAAAGUCAGGAAUGGGACAAAAAGUGAAAAGACUUGGUUUUGACUAGAAAUCUAGGCUAUGAUUAGUUCCUGCAACUGAGAGUUAAAUUCAAGGGCUAAAAUUGUGACAGCCAUUGCAAAAAGUUAGAUUGUACUCAAUGCAUGAAGCUAAUUACACGGGUCUUUCAGGAUGCACCGGGAAAAAUAGUUUCUCAACAUUAAGUGUAAAGAUUAGUAUAUUGAUCUUAAGGAGACAUUGAACAACAUAACAGAUGAACUCUUUAAUUGUAGUGCUUCUGUUGAUUUGUUGUCAUUUAAGACACAAAAUCUUCAGGUGACUGGUCCUUAUAUUGACUUAUGGCAAAUAGCCUCAGUCUUAAUACUAAGACCAAGGUUCUGAAGGCCUUUCUUUCAAGAAAUAAAAUAAUUUUGUACUAGCGUAAAGCUUACAGAUGGUUUGCCUUUGCACUACUGAUCAGCAAAUCUAGAAAAAUGAACAGUUGGCAGAUCCACUGGCCUAUUCUUCUCAAGAGUCAGUUUUCUCUGCUAGGCUUUUGAUAAAAAGUUGUUUAUCAGUUCCUUUAUGUUUAUUGAGAAAUCAUAAGAAACACUGGGAAGAGUUUAAUUGAAAAAAUCAUCAGGUACCAAAGACAGUGUCUUACGUAAGUAGCCGAGUUGCCUAGUGCCUGAUACUGGAGAUAGAAAUAAGUAAAUGUACAUACCAAACAACUGAUUUAAGAUAAAUAAUCAAUUCAUCUGUGUUUCAUUCUCAUGUGAAAUAAAAAUGAGUAAUAUAUCCCUUUACAGAGUCACUCUGAGAAGUUAAAAACAAACAAGCAAGCAAAAACUCUUAAGAAUUAUUGAAAACUACUUAGCAAGGCAUAAAGAACAAUGCAAUGCUUAAUAAUGCUUUUUAAAAUAAAAUUUAAAGCCUGUAGAUCUUUAUUAAGUCCAACUUUGCUUCCAUCUGUGAAUAUUGAAAUGCUUUGAUAUAUAUAUAUAGCAAUCUUUGUAAAACUUUCUAAAAGGAGUUCUUAGUUCAGUUCAGUUCAGUUCAGCCGCUGAGUCGUGUCCAACUCUUUGCGACCCCAUGAAUCACAGCAUACCAGGCCUCCCUGUCCAUAUAUAGAAUUUGAAAAAGAUUAAAUUUUUUCCCCCAGAUCAUGCAAACUUACCAGUGUCAGAAGCCAUCAAAAAACACAUGUCUUGGCACCCUUGAAAGUGUUAGUCAUUCAGUCAUGUCCAACUCUGCAAUCCCAUGGACUGUAGCCUGCCAGGCUCCUCUAUCCAUGGAAUUCUCCAGGCAAGAAUACUGGAGUGGGUAGCCAUUCCCUUAUUCCCUUCUCCAGGGGAUCUUCCCAACCUAGGGAUCAAACCCCAGUCUCCUGCAUUGCAGGCAGAUUCUUUACCAUCUGAGCCACCAGAGAAGCCCUUGACACCCUUGCUUUGUCCUUAAAUACUGAGUGACACUUUUUAGCUUGUUAUUUCAGCAGACAAAUUUUGUUUUGAAGACAGGUCAAAAGUCUAUUAAGGUGCAGCACUGAUAGUCUGUUUCUUAUGAAUUUAUGUCACUUCUGAAAAUCCCUGAAAUAUGUAUACUAAAACAGUUAUUAGGUGAAUAAUUUUUAGAGGUCUGCUUGGGUGGACUCAUGUUUGGGGCAUUCUACUGGGCAGUUGCCUUUUUAGACCCUUACCACCAACUGAGAACAGCUUGAAGGUAGACAGCCUGAAAACUUAAGGUUUCUAAAAGUUAACUCUGUUGGAAUUUGAUAAGAUAUUUAGAAAGUAGGGGAUAAGUAAUUAUUUUGAGAACACUGAGAUAUUUUUAUUGGAGUUCUUUAUAACUCAACUUGAAGUGGAAUAUAGCUCAUUCGAAUCGUAAUGCCAGAUGACAGUUAUUUUCCAGUCAGUUCUUAAAGUGGUUUACAUGUUAUAGUUCAAGCAGUAUGAAAAUUCAUUCUGGAAAAAGCAUCUGUUGUCCAGGGCCUUCUGCUUUCUUAACCAAGAGAAAUAGCUGUAUGUAGCUAUCAAUUGUUUAUUAGUGAAUUGUAUAUUCAGGGCAUUAUCUGCACCAAAGCCAUGAUCUUAGGCCGGCUCUCCCUUGCUUCCCUGGCAUUUCUGUGCCAGUUUUUAUCACACCAAGCUCUUGUGCCAAUGCAAACUACUUUUCAUUGUGCCUAGAAAAACAUCAGGAGAAUAAAUUAUUCCUCCUCUCCCUCUGCCCCUCUCCCUUCAUUAUUUUAAAGUAUUAGAAAACUCAAUAUAAAUUACUUUGGCUUACCCUUUCAGUUACUUAUAGCAUUUACAUGGAUAAUCCGGAAACUUCUUGCCCUUCAGUUCAGUUCAGUCUCUCAGUCGUGUGUGACUCUUUGCAACCCCAUGGACUGCAGCAUGCCAGGCCUCCCUGUCCAUCAUCAACUCCCAGAUCUUGCUCAAACUCAUGUC
Messenger RNA from Bubalus bubalis (water buffalo), 5684 nucleotides. RefSeq names its product family with sequence similarity 172 member A (gene ARB2A). Gene Ontology annotation, molecular function: siRNA binding. Gene Ontology annotation, biological process: regulatory ncRNA-mediated heterochromatin formation. NCBI's taxonomy places the organism in Eukaryota, Metazoa, Chordata, Mammalia, Artiodactyla, Bovidae. Bases 195 to 1322 code for a protein of 375 amino acids. The record is from RefSeq and is a predicted model, not a curated record. The transcript has 11 exons. Gene Ontology annotation, cellular component: nucleus.